UUUGUUUAAGAAUCACGAAGUAACGAAGGGGUACUGAGGGGGAAAGUAAAAAAAUUUCGUUUUUGGCUACGAAAAUAAGAAGAGUUUUGCUUUUAACAAAAGAAAAUAUUUGUCUCAGGAUUGAUAUUGUGUCUAUAAACUUAUUGAGCUUUGGAUAUCCUUGAUAUCUCAUAUAUUUCCCCAAAAAUAAUUUUAAUACAGAAAAUUAAAAAAUUUUUUUAAUACGGAUAAUUAUUUUUAUAUUUCCCCCCAAAAAUUUUUAAUGAAAAAAUUUUUUUAAAUACAAUUGAACGUUCAUUUUUAGAUGAUUGAGAGAGGGGAAGGAGGGGACUUAAUUUUGGGGAAAGGUUGUGUUAAUGGUCUCCCUAAAACAACAGAUGGGUGUAGUUAUUCUGGACAGACCGAGUCUAUACAUUGUUAUUGUCAAGGAGAAUUAUGCAAUGAAAGAAUAAAGUUAAAUAAUUAUUUGCCUGCAAAAUUACCUUUAAUUGAAUGUUGUGAAUGUGGAGGGGGAGAACAACAAGAUCAAUGUCCAAAUACAGAUAAUACUUUACUUUCUUCUGAAGUUAAAUCAUCCUCUGGUGCGUGUUCACGUGUUUGUAGAGGAAAUUAUUGUCUUGUAGAUUUUGGAGGAAAUGAACAAGGAUGUGGACAGGGGGUUCCACGGCUGCAAAAUUUUCUCAGAAUAUCUGAUUAUUUAAAUAAAUUACAAGGACAAUUAGUUUGUGCUUACUAUCAGGCAUCAACUGAGACAAUUGUUAAUGGUUGUGUAUGUACAGAACCCAGUGGGAACUGUAAUCAAAGAAACCGAACAUGGAAUCAUCAAAUGGAAAAAGUUUUGGGUCGUCGAACGGAUGAUUUAAAUUAUUGUUAUAGUUUACAUGGACGUAGUGAUGAUGAACCAAUAAAUGAAAAUAUUUAUAAAAAGUCAGAAACUUGUGAAGGCCAUUUUUGUUUUGUUAGUUUAUCUACUAGAGAAAUGGCUGUAGAACCUGAAAUUUUAAAUGAUGAAAGUUCUUCUACUACAAGUAUUAGCACAAAUUCUUUUGUUGGUGUGUCUAAGCAACGAUUUGAAUUGUUGGGAGGGUGUUUAAAAGUUGAUGAUGAUAAUAAAGUUGGUAUUGGAUGUACCAUUGAAUACCUAAAUAAUUCUUCUACACCUUUGUCUGUUCAUUGUAUUUGUAAUUCACAUUUAUGUAAUUAUUUCGAAAUUUUGGAUAAAGCAACAAAUGGAAAAUUAAAAAUUCAAAAAAUUCAAUCCUCUUCAGACACAAAUUUAAAAGACUCCUCAUUUAAUGAUUUACAAUUAGAAAUUAAUUCAAAUAAAAAAAGAAAUAUUUUUAAUUUAAUUUUAAUAUUAAAAUUUUUAAUUAUUUUUUAUAUAUUUUCAGAUAUUUUAUUUUAA
Meloidogyne enterolobii is the source of this 1405-nucleotide messenger RNA. The record is from the annotation of a GenBank genome assembly. Lineage: Eukaryota; Metazoa; Nematoda; Chromadorea; Rhabditida; Meloidogynidae.